ACACGCAACUCAGAGCUAUCCCUUGCGAUAUAAGCAGAAGUACACCUGCAAUGAUGGGGCAGGAACGGAGACUGGAGAGAGAGAGGUACAUGCCUUGUUUAUUCUCCAGUGGGAGCUACACAGAGGAAACAAGGGAACAUAAUCUUGCCUGUUGCGACUUUUUUGAAAGCUCAAAAAGCUUAACGAUGGGUUCUCUGAGUGUUCUCUCUUUCUCUCUCUAAUCAAAGAUACCAGAAAGCAUAAUUUCCUCAUUUGGUUGGAACUUUUGUUUUCCGAGCUGACGCAUGCUUCCAACCUGCAACUUUUUAUUCAUCUUAGGGUUAGGGUUUCAUUCAUGGGAUUUUAACAGGUGGUGGUGUCAAGUUUCUGGAACGGAGUAGGUUAUGAGCUUGUGGAUAGGGUUAGGGUUUCAUUUCUCUUCACGGACACUGUAAUGUUCGACUGAUGGCAACGGGGAAUCCACAGCCACUGCAAAUUCGACCCUACGAGGGCCAUGACGACCAUUUGCAGAUUCCUAUCCAGAUUGAUGACGAGGAAGGUGGAUACGAAGCUGAUGCUAUUGGUUGUGGCGGUGACGACGCCAUGGAUGGCGUUGAUGAAAUCCGGAUGAAUUCGGGAAACCCUGUUGAUCAGAAUGUUGUUGCUGUGUCUUCUCGGACGAGUGAGCUCACCUUAUCGUUUGAAGGUGAAGUUUACGUCUUCCAUGCCGUCACUCCUGAAAAGGUUCAGGCUGUACUAUUGCUUUUAGGUGGGCGUGAUGUACCUUCUAGUAUGCCUAGCGUUGAAGUACCUUAUCAGGACAAUCAGGUUGUUACUGAUAUCCCACGGCGUACAAAUCUUUCACGAAGAAUUGCUUCUCUAGUUAGGUUCCGUGAGAAGCGGAAAGAGCGAUGCUUUGACAAGAAAAUCCGAUACACUGUCCGUAAAGAGGUGGCUCAGAGGAUGCAUCGUAAGAAUGGUCAGUUUGCCUCCGUGAAGGAGAGCUACAAAGGACUGCCAUCUGGUGCAAGUUGGGAUCCAGCUCAGAGUUCUCUUCAGGAUGAUGGUACUCCUCACCCAGAAAUUGUUCUCCGUAAAUGCCAGCAUUGUGGCAUCAGUGAAAAGUCCACUCCAGCAAUGCGUCGUGGACCAGCUGGUCCGAGGUCUCUUUGCAAUGCUUGUGGGCUUAUGUGGGCAAACAAGGGAACUUUAAGAGAUCUCAGCAAGGGAGGAAGGCAUAUUUCUUACGACCAAGAGCCUGGAACACCAAUUGAAAUUAAACCUUUGACAAUGGAAGCUGAAAAUCCCUCAACCAACGAGGAUGAACUGGGUAAUCCUGAAGAUCUUUCAAAGGUUGCAAGUGCAGGAAAUGAGAAUCGAUCUGUCAUCCAUGGUGAGGGAAGCCCAGGAGAGAUGAAGCCUUUACACGCGGAGACUGAAAAUCCUGCUAUCAGCAAGGAUGAGCAGAAUAUGCAGGAAAAUUUGGAUGAUCUUGCAAACACUUCAGAAAUCGAGAUUCCUUCCAAUCUGGAUGAGCCGACUGAAGUUGAAUGCCUUGUGCUGAACGAUGGUCAGGGAUUUGAUGUCACUUCGAAUGGCCAUGGCACUGAACCUUAGUUAAGAAGGUUAUUUUCUGAUGGGAGGAAUGUGCUCGAUGGAUUUGCUACUGACCUAAUAUAUCUGGAGAUGGUUGGUCUAUAAAAUGCUAGGGAUCCUAUUUGUGUAUUACUGCUAGAAAUCAUGUCUGUUUCAUAUGUGUUCGAUUCGCUAGCCUUUUAUUUCUUUCUCCAAUUAAAAUUUAUUGGAGUGGUUCCUUUAGAUUUCAAAUCCACUUUGUAGUGGUAGGGUGGGCUGUUUGUGACACUGAUCUGGUUGUUGUGUAACACGAUUCACCUGUAAUUAUAGGAACUAACGU
Messenger RNA from Telopea speciosissima, 1894 nucleotides. Its product is annotated as GATA transcription factor 24-like. Bases 445 to 1596 code for a protein of 383 amino acids. Gene Ontology annotation, molecular function: sequence-specific DNA binding; protein binding; zinc ion binding. Gene Ontology annotation, biological process: regulation of DNA-templated transcription. The transcript has 11 exons. The record is from RefSeq and is a predicted model, not a curated record. NCBI's taxonomy places the organism in Eukaryota, Viridiplantae, Streptophyta, Magnoliopsida, Proteales, Proteaceae.